GAAGAAAACAUAUUCUGCCCCCGUCCCCUUCUCCCCCAGAGCGAAGGCAAAGCCAACACACAAACCCACCCACUUCUCCUCUCAAGCCUUCGUCUGCCACCGACGCGAUCCAAAAACCCCAGUUCCCAACCCUAGCGAGGAGGAGGAGGCGGCGGCAACCCCGUCGACCGGAGGGGAGAUGGUGUUCUUCGCGCUGCUCGUGGGGGCGGAGCUCGACGGCCUCACCAACCUGCAGCCCCGCGGCGGCUGCGACGACCCCAGCUACCCUUACUACUUCAAGCUGCGGUGCGAGAGCUGCGGGGAGACGAGCGCCAAGACCACCUGCGUCUCCCUCGACGAGGUCGUCGAACUGUCCAGCGGCAAAGGCACCGCCAAUCUCGUCCAGAAGUGCAAGUUAUGUUCGAGGGAGGGAUCAGUUGUGAUGAUUCCUGGGCAGGGAACACCACUGACUUCUGAGCAGAGCCAGAAAGGAGAGAUGACCUGUUUGAUGGUCUUUGAAUGCAGAGGCUAUGAACCUAUUGAGUUUGCUUUUGGUAAUGGCUGGAAGGCUGAAUCUGUACAUGGGACACCGUUUGACAUUGAUCUUUCUGAAGGAGAGUUUGAUGAGUAUGACGAGAAGGGAGAGUGCCCCGUCGCUCUAUCCAAGCUGCAGUCAACAUUCAAAGUGGUGAGGAAGCAGGGUUUUCAUGGGAAGACCAGAUAUGUCUAAGAUCCAAUUUCUCCUGGGCUCUUCAAACACUUGAGUCAGAGAUGUAUAAAGCGCAUCUAGAAAGUCGAAACCUCGAUGUUGAUUUCGUAUUUGUACUAAGUUCGUGCACAUGAUUCGGUGGAUUUGCCAUGAAAUUGGUUAAGCUUGCAGUGAUGUAGCCUCCUGUUAGGAAACUUUGAAUAUUCUGCCUACCAGUGGUGUUCAAACUUAGAUCUCCUAUGGUUCUACCAUAUCGAUCAUAAAUUUAUGUGGCUGAA
This is a messenger RNA of Hordeum vulgare subsp. vulgare (domesticated barley), 966 nucleotides long. RefSeq names its product CXXC motif containing zinc binding protein. Lineage: Eukaryota; Viridiplantae; Streptophyta; Magnoliopsida; Poales; Poaceae. The transcript has 5 exons. Gene Ontology annotation, molecular function: zinc ion binding. The record is from RefSeq and is a predicted model, not a curated record. Bases 179 to 709 code for a protein of 176 amino acids.